Messenger RNA from Cynara cardunculus var. scolymus (artichoke), 2555 nucleotides. RefSeq names its product phospholipase D delta-like. Gene Ontology annotation, cellular component: plasma membrane. Bases 1 to 2529 code for a protein of 842 amino acids. Gene Ontology annotation, biological process: phosphatidylcholine metabolic process; phospholipid catabolic process. The record is from RefSeq and is a predicted model, not a curated record. NCBI's taxonomy places the organism in Eukaryota, Viridiplantae, Streptophyta, Magnoliopsida, Asterales, Asteraceae. Gene Ontology annotation, molecular function: calcium ion binding; D-type glycerophospholipase activity. The transcript has 12 exons.
AUGGGUCCCCGUUCGGAUUCAACCAUUUAUCUUCACGGAGAGAUCGAUUUAACGAUAAUCGAAGCUCGAUGUUUGCCGAACAUGGAUUUACCAACGGAGCGAGUGCGCCAUUGCUUGAAAGUCUUGCAUCUGUGUAAAUCAUCGAAAAAGAACAAAAAAGCGAAGCGCAAUCAUAAGGUGAUUACGAGCGAUCCGUACGUAAGCGUCUGCCUCAGCGGAGCCACCGUCGCACGGACGCGUGUGAUUUCUAACUCCCAAUAUCCUGUCUGGAACGAGCAUUUUGUUACGCUGCUAGCUCAUCCGGUGGCGCAGGUGGAGUUUCAGGUGAAGGAUAAUGAUGUUUUCGGUGCAGAUAUGAUCGGCGUCGCCACAAUCUCCGCUAAGUGGAUAAAGUCCGGUGAGUUAAUCGAAGAUUGGUUCCCGAUACUAGGUCCAUUUGGUAAACCGCCAAAACCUAAAGCCGCGAUACGGUUAAAACUCAGAUUCACCCCUUGUUAUGUCGAUAAUAACAGACAUGAAAUCGGCACCGAUGAGUCAUUUGGCUUGAAACGAAGUUAUUUUCCGAUUAGACAUGGAUGUAAUGUGACGCUGUAUCAGGAUGCCCAUGUCCGGGAUGGGGAGUUACCGGAUAUCAAAUUGGAUGGAGGAGGAAUAGAAGGGGGUGGAGAGUGUGAAACUUUUAAGCACAAGGGUUGCUGGGAAGAUAUAUGCCAUGCUAUCUUGGAGGCUCGUCAUUUGGUGUAUGUUAUUGGGUGGUCGAUCUUCGAUAAGGUGAAACUGCUUAGGGAGCCUACCAAGCCUUUGCCAAGAGAUGGGAACUUGACUCUUGGGGAGUUGUUGAAGCGUAAAUCACAAGAAGGGGUGAAGGUUUUAUUGCUUGUUUGGGAUGAUAAGACUUCACACGACAAAUUCUUCAUUCGAACGGAAGGAUUGAUGCAAACUCAUGAUGAAGAAACUCGGAAGUUUUUCAAACACACAUCUGUCAACUGCGUGUUGGCACCUCGAUAUGCCAGCAGUAAGCUUAGCAUUUUCAAGCAACAGGUUGUUGGCACCCUAUAUACCCAUCAUCAGAAAUGUGUUAUAGUGGAUACACAAGCCUUCGGAAAUUACAGGAAGAUAUCUGCAUUUAUCGGAGGUCUGGACCUCUGUAAUGGACGCUAUGACACACCACAACAUCGUUUAUUUCGUGAUCGUGGCACUGUAUUUGAGAACGAUUACCACAAUCCUACGUUUUAUUCAGGUAUAAAAGGGCCAAGACAACCCUGGCAUGAUUUACACUGCAAAAUUGAUGGUCCUGCUGCACAUGAUGUGCUUAAAAACUUUGAGCAAAGGUGGAAAAAAGCUACAAAAUGGUCCCGAGUUGGCGUAAAAAAACUAUCCCACUGGAAUGACGAUUCAUUUUUUAGAUUAGACCGCAAUCAAUGGAUACUCUGCCCUUCGUCGAGGGUUCCAAAUGAUGAUCAAGAACUGCAGGUUUCAAAGGCGGAAGAUCCAGAAAACUGGCAUGUUCAGCUUUUCCGCUCAAUCGAUUCAGGUUCUUUGGAAGGAUUUCCCAAAGAUGUUCGAGCAGCUGAGUCUCAGAAUCUGGUCGGCUCAAAAAAUCUGGUGAUCGAUACAAGCAUUCAAAGGGCGUACAUUCAAGCCAUAAGAUCUGCCAAGCACUUCAUUUACAUUGAGAAUCAAUACUUUUUCGGUUCAUCAUAUGCAUGGUCAUCCAAUAGUGAUGCAGGUGCUGAUCAUUUGAUCCCAAUGGAGCUGGCAUUGAAGAUUGCUAGUAAGAUAAGGGCAAAUGAGAGGUUUUCGGUUUAUGUUGUCAUUCCAAUGUGGCCAGAAGGCGUCCCUACUUCUGCGGCUGUUCAAGGAAUCUUGUUUUGGCAGGGACAAACUAUCCAAAUGAUGUAUGAAGUUAUCGCUCAAGAGAUCAAGAAUUCAGAGCUCGAGAAUGCACAUCCACAAGAUUACUUAAAUUUCUACUGCCUCGGAAAACGUGAACGAUGCAAGGAGGAAGGCAGAAACUCUUUAGAUGGCAGUUCGGUUUCGGCUUCUCAAAAGAACGGACGGUUCAUGAUUUACGUACAUGCAAAGGGAAUGAUCGUAGAUGAUGAGUAUGUGAUAUUGGGAUCUGCCAACAUCAACCAAAGAUCCAUGGCUGGUUCACGAGAUACGGAGAUAGCCAUGGGGGCGUAUCAGCCCCAUCACACAUGGGCUCAAAAGAAAAGUCACCCGCAUGGUCAAGUGCAUGGAUAUAGAAUGUCACUAUGGGCUGAACAUUUGGGCAAGAUCGAAGAUUACUUCAACGAGCCACAAAGUUUAGCCUGCGUAAAGAGUAUAAACGAGUUUGCAGAAGAGAACUGGGAAAGGUUCGCCUCGGCCGAUUUCACUCCCUUGCCCGGCCAUCUUCUCAAGUACCCUAUCAAGGUUGAGCCCGAUGGGAAAGUAUGCCCUUUACCUGAUUACGAACAUUUCCCGGAUGUUGGAGGUAAGAUCCUUGGUGCUGUAUCCAACCUCCCUAAUGCUUUGAUUACGUAAGUUUUUUAUGCCCAAAUUUCAUAACA